Molecule: messenger RNA, 1688 nt
Organism: Zalophus californianus (California sea lion)
Lineage: Eukaryota; Metazoa; Chordata; Mammalia; Carnivora; Otariidae
Product: nuclear speckle splicing regulatory protein 1-like
Biological process (GO): regulation of alternative mRNA splicing, via spliceosome
Source: RefSeq, a predicted model, not a curated record
AUGGCGAUUCCGGGCAGGCAGAAUGGGCUUAUUUUGCCAAAGAAAGCACAGCAGUUGCACCCUGUUUUGCAAAAACCAUCAGUGUUUGGGAAUGAUUCUGAUGAUGAUGAUGAGACCUCCGUGAGUGAAAGCCUUCAGAGGGAAGCUGCUAAGAAGCAAGCAAUGAAACAGACCAAACUAGAAAUCCAGAAGGCCCUGGCAGAAGAUUCCACUGUAUAUGAAUAUGACAGUAUUUAUGAUGAAAUGCAAAAAAAGGAGGAAAAUAAUCCCAAAUUGCUUUUGGGAAAAGACCAAAAGCCCAAGUAUAUUCAAAACCUACUAAAAGCAGUUGAGAUCAGAAAAAAGGAACAGGAAAAGAGAAUGGAAAAAAAAAUACAGAGAGAAAGAGAAAUGGAGAAGGGAGAAUUUGAUGAUAAGGAGGCAUUUGUGACAUCUGCCUAUAAGAAAAAACUGCAAGAGAGAGCUGAAGAGGAAGAAAGAGAAAAAAGGGCUGCUGCACUCGAAGCACGUUUGGACAUAACCAAGCAGAAAGAUCUCAGUGGAUUUUAUAGACACCUAUUAAAUCAAGCAGUUGGUGAAGAGGAAGUACCUACAUGCAGCUUUCGUGAAGCCAGGUCUGGGAUAAAGGAAGAGAAAUCAAGGGGUUAUUCUGAUGAAGUAAGUUCGGAGAACAGAAUACCACGUGAGAAAUGCAGUCUCCAAACUGUUGUGCAAGCAGAGGAAAACCCAGAUGCAGACUGUGACUUUUAUGCUCAUAGUGAGGAUGAUGAAAUGGAAGAAAAUAAUAAAGUGAACUGCAGAAUGAAAAAGGUCACAGAGACCUCCGAGAGUGACUCCAAGCAUCAGAGAAAUCAAGCGCACUCACGGUCUUCUAGUGAAGAAAGAGAGCAUGGUACCAAAUGCCACACAAAAAGGUCCAAGUCAGGAGUUCAGGAGAAAAGGGAAGAUCAGCACCAAGGGAGACAAUCCAGGGAUCAUGAGAACUAUUACACUGACCGUGGUUUCCGAAAAGAAAAGAAGGAUUCUCAGAGGCACAGAGAGGUCAGUCACAGAGCUUCUCACUGGAAGAGGAAUGAACACGAAGAUAAACUGAGGGGAAGAGACCAAAGAGAAAGAAAUGACAGAGAUUGGAAAAGGGAGAAAGACAGGGAGAAAUACUCCCCAAGAGAACAAGAAAGAGAUAGACCACGGAAUGAUCAUGACCGACACAGUGAGAAAGGAGGAGAGAAGGAAGAGAAAAGCAAAGAAAAGGAAGAGCGUAUGAAAGCAAGGAAAGACAGAAAUGAAAACAGUGGUAAGUACAGAGAUCGAGAACGAGAAAUAAGUGUUCAGUCUUCGGAAAGAAGCCGAGACAAAAAAGAAAGCAGCCCAAAUUCUAGGGCAAAGGAUAGGUUUCUUGACUGGGAAAGAUCCAAUAAAAUGAGAAAUAUGGAAAAGGACAAAGAAAGAAACCCAGAAAAACCCACCAGUUCUGAAACAUCCCUGGGAGCAAAACACAUACUCACGGAGGGAGGCCAAGAGAUGGGCAGAGAACAAGAGAGACCACGUGAGGUGGGGAACAAGUUCGCAAAGCGAAGCAAUGAAGAGACUGUAAUGUCGGCUAGAGACAGGUACCUGGCCAGGCAAAUGGCACGGGUUAAUGCAAAGACAUAUAUUGAGAAAGAAGACGACUGAUAACUGCCCAAAUA